Molecule: messenger RNA, 4081 nt
Organism: Clarias gariepinus (North African catfish)
Lineage: Eukaryota; Metazoa; Chordata; Actinopteri; Siluriformes; Clariidae
Gene: c1qtnf4
Product: C1q and TNF related 4
Exons: 2
Coding region: 103-1254 (383 amino acids)
Molecular function (GO): protein binding
Source: RefSeq, a predicted model, not a curated record
UGCCAGACAUCAGCAGCAGGUUGAGAACAAACACGCAGAGAAAGGGAAGAGAGAGAAGAAGAGAAAGAGAAGAACAACACACAAUACGACUAACUGAACUUUAUGCACACAUCCUUCUACCUACAAAUCAGUGGAGUGAUGCUGCCAGGUGCCAGCUCUUUGCUGUUGUUUGCUUUGUGUCAUGGCGUGGCUGUAUGGGCUUUUGCACGGAUGCCUGAUGCAGUGGAGCUGCGUUCUGCAUUUUCCGUUGCCCGCACUACUAGUAUGGAGGGCGGUCCAAAGAUGGUUGUCACCUUUGACAAGAUCUAUGUGAAUAUUGGCGGUGACUUUGAGCCGAAAACCGGCUUAUUUCGCUGCCGGAUCCCUGGAGCAUACUACUUCUCCUUCACCGUGGGGAAGUUCCCACAUCGGGACCUGUCAGUGAUGCUGAUGAAGAACAGGAAUGAGGUGCAGGCAAUCAUCUAUGAUGAUAAUGGGGGUGAGGAACGUAAGGUCCAGAGUCAGAGCGCCAUGCUGCAGCUUGACUUCGGCGACACUGUCUGGCUACGUCUCCAUGGUGACCCACGUUACGCGAUCUAUAGCAACACUGGGCACUACACUACGUUCAGUGGAUACCUGAUUUAUCCAGAUAUAUAUACAUUCCAAGAACACAAGGAACAGAUGAAUGAGGACCAAACAACAGUACUUAGUCACCACACACCAGAGCAAGUACACAUAGACAGCAGAGUAACUGAGGAAAAGAAAGAAGAAGAGAUCACUGAUGAGCGGAGGGAUGUUGAGGAGGAGGAAGACCAGAGGUCUGCUUUCUCAGUUGGUCGUACCCAAAGCAUUCUGGGCAUAGAUAAAGGCUAUCCUGAACACAAGCCAAUAAUAUUCGACACUGAAUUUGUCAACAUCGGUAAUGACUUUAACGUGAGUUCUGGUGUUUUCAUAUGCCGUGUGCCUGGAGCCUACUACUUUUCAUUUAAUGCUGGGAAGCUUCCACACAAGACCCUUUCUGUGAAGCUGAUGAAGAAUCACUUGGAGGUCCAGGCCAUGAUAUAUGAUGACAGCGACACAGAGAAGGCCUUGCAGAGCCAAAGCCUGAUGCUGCAACUGAAAAAAGGAGAUACAGUGUGGCUCUACAGUCACCAAAGAGAAGGAUUUGGUGCAUACAGUAAUCAUGCGAAGUACAUCACCUUCACUGGAUUCCUGGUGUACCCAGAGCUCUCCCACAUUCACCUUCAGCAGCGAAAGCAGGAUAGGGGGAUUUAGGAGGAACCAAGGCACAGGUCUCUGUCUUUGUCUGUGAUCAGAGGUCAGAAAGACAGAGGGUUGGUCUGCAUGUGGACUGCAUCCAAAUAAAUUCUUUCACUCUGUCAGCUCUUGUGAACUCAUGCAGGGAAACCUAAAGUUGUGAUCUUUUGGUUCUGUUCUGUUCGGACUUUGCAGUUUUUUCUGCUUUUUUAUUUUUGAGAAAGUACAAAAGCAUAUUUUAAAAUAUCACAAAAAAGUUUGAGAUAUUGUGGGCAAAAAAAGAAAAAUGUUGCAUAUAGUGUCACCAUCUCCAAUGAGAUCUAUGCACUGAAAAUGCCUUGAAUUUUCAGCAGUUCAUAAACAAAAACUUGUGACAUUUCAGUGUUCAUAGUUAAUAGCACAAAAUCAAAACGAAUGGUAAAAGUGAUAUGAUAAAAGGGUAGAGUGCCGGGGCUGUGUUCACAACAAGCUAAAAGGACUUAAUUGUAAGUCAAAAGCAAUUAGUAACUGACCUGUUUGUGAGAGGAAAAAAAAUUAAGGAUGCUUUUGAUCCUAAUUUAAAAAAUUCUAUAUUAGUCAAAAAGUAAUUAAGAAAUGGAGUUGCAGAAUAACUGGAACCUGGGAGAAUGACCAUGCCUCGAGUGUAAUCUCCUUCUUUUUAGUUAAGUGUCUCCAACUCUUUAAUUUCUUUACUGGUGAUGGAGUUUCUGCACUCACUACCUCCCAUCCACUCUCUACUAUUUAGUAAAUCCUACCAAAGACUAUUUAAUUGAGGGUCUAGCUAUGGUUCGCCUACAGUCUCAGUUAUCACCUCCCCACUUUUCCAUCUGUAAUCACUCUCCAGUCCAUAUACAGUUGGUACAGUACACAGUUAAAUGAAUCAAUGUUCCCCCAGGAGCAUAAUGCUACAUGAAUUAGGUUUAAAAAAAAAAAAAAAAGUUUUUGAAUGGUUAUGGCUUACAGCUAAUGAAAACCCAAAAUUCAUCCCAGAAAAAAAAUAUAUUCCUUAAGACCAAUUAACAUUUGAAAGAUUUUUAAUACAGAAAUGAUUGAAAAGUAUGCAUGUGUACAAGCACUCAAUACUUGCUCAGGGCUCACUUUGCAUGAACACUGCAGCAAUGCGGCGUGGCAUGGAAAUGAUCAGUCUGUGGUACUGCUGAGGUGUUAUGGAAGCCCAGGAGUGGCUUGACACAAGGAAUGCGGGAGUCAUAUCCCAUGUACUGGAUACGUCUGUGUGUGGUGGCUCUUAAAGCACUGACUCCAGCUGUUGUCCACUCCAUGUCAAUCUCCUCCAAAUCCUUCCAUUCAACUUUGCAUACAUGUGCUUGGAUACAGCACUCUGUGAACAGCCAGCUUCUUUAGCAACUCACUUUUGUGUCUUACCCUCCAUGUGCAGGGUCUCAAUGAUCGUCAACUUUCAAGUCAUCAGUCUUCCAACUUCAAUUGUGUAGCCCACUGAACCAGAUUGAGAGACCAUGUAAAGGCUCAGGAAACCUUUGCAGGUGUUUUGGGGUAAUAAGCUGAUCAGAGUGUGACACCAUGAGUCCCCAGUAUUGAACCUUUUCACAAUAUUCUAAUUUUCUUAGAUACUAAAUUUUGGGUUUUCAUUAAUUGUAAGCCAUAAUCAUGGAUGGGUUCCCUGUUGAGUCUGGUUCCUCUCAAGGUUUCUUCCUAUUACCAUCUUAGGGAGUUUUUCCUUGCCACUGUUGCCGUUGUCCUUGGCUUGCUCAUCAGGGACAAUUUUAUCAUUUUUAAUCAUACACAUUUACAUUUCAUAAAGACUUCAUAAAGGCUUUGCGACAAUGUCAAUUGUUAAAAGCGCUAUACAAAUAAAAUUUUAUAGACUUAAAUUGAAUAAUCAUUCAAAUUAAUUAAACACUUGAAAUAUUUAGGUCUGUUAGUAAUGAAUCUAUAGUAUAUAUCAGUUUCACUUUUUGAAUUGAAUUAGUGAAAUUAAUAAACUUUUCGAUUAUCAAACUUUUAUUUUCGAUGGGAAAAGUUCAAUCAAAGGUUUGUGCAAUCAAAAAAGUGCAAUCAAAAGUUUCAUGCCUAAGUAAACACUUUUCAAGAAAAAAAAUCUUUAGAUAAGCUCAUGUUUGUGAAUACAGCCCCUUCUCCAAUUCCAGUUUUUAGUGGAAAUAGCAAUCAGCAAUGCAAAGUAUGGAAAAAGUGGGAAACUUGCAUGCAACUCUAGUUCACUGAUGAAAAAAAAAGUUCACAGUACUUGUUUUGCAUGUGGUGUAUUGUUGACUUCUAUGAAACAGUUCUUUGGAGUUUUGUUGGUAUUUCCCUUGCACAUAGUGUGUACACAUUUUUGGGCAACUUUAAAAGUGGCAUUUAUAUAUGUAAUUGCUGGGAUCACCAACUCGCUAUGAACAUUGUACAUGUUUUGCUAAAAUGACCACAGUAAUAAUUUCCCAAAAGAAUACAUUCCUUAUCACUAUGGAAAAUAAGCAGUUAUUUAAAAACCAUAUUUCACAAGUUUGCUUGAUUCUCUAGAAUAGUGCAUGCUCCUAUUGAGAACUUGUUAAUAUAAUAAUAACAAAAAAAGCACACAUACCACAUGUGCACAAUUCCACACUGGGAUAUACUUAAUUUGUUUGAUGUCUAUCCAUUUAUAUUCUUGUGAAUGUUCACAUUUUUGUUCUGUGACUGGUGUCAUAGUGAUUCACCCUGUAAUAUAAAAUCAUACAAGAAAAAUUUGUGAAUAUACUGAGAUUGACCCUUUGACUAACAAGUUUAUGUUUAUGUGGUCUGAGUUCUGCUAAGAUUGUAUCUCUUACGGUUAUCUGUGAAUGUUUUUUUGUGAAUGACACCAAAGUGAAUAAAAAGUGGCUGUAAACAA